This is a messenger RNA of Scaptodrosophila lebanonensis, 1570 nucleotides long. It is a transcript of the gene Rab1, whose product is annotated as ras-related protein Rab-1A. Gene Ontology annotation, molecular function: GTP binding; GTPase activity. The coding region runs from base 238 to 855 and encodes 205 amino acids. The transcript has 5 exons. The record is from RefSeq and is a predicted model, not a curated record. Lineage: Eukaryota; Metazoa; Arthropoda; Insecta; Diptera; Drosophilidae.
AUUGUUCUCGUUCUCUCGGCCGAAAAAAAUUUCUUUGGAAUAGUUAAAUUUCCGUAGAAAUACCAGCAUUAAAUGCAAUAGCGCGUUAAUAAAAAACCAAUCUGUGAAACUGUGCGCAUUACCAGUGCAAUUCAAAGAAGAGUUGUUGUGAAAUUAAAACUAUAAUCGUCUCUGAUCCAAGCAAAAAUCAAAUAUUUGUUCGUGGCAAAAGUGUAAUUGUGUGCAAAAGCCAAAAAUAUGUCAUCUAUGAAUCCAGAAUAUGAUUAUCUCUUCAAACUGCUGCUUAUCGGCGACUCUGGCGUUGGAAAGUCCUGCUUGUUGCUUCGGUUUGCUGAUGAUACAUAUACAGAGAGCUAUAUCAGCACAAUUGGUGUAGAUUUUAAAAUCAGAACUAUAGAGCUGGAUGGCAAGACCAUAAAGUUGCAAAUCUGGGAUACUGCUGGCCAGGAGCGCUUCCGUACAAUAACUUCGUCAUAUUAUCGAGGUGCGCAUGGCAUUAUUGUUGUGUACGAUUGCACGGAUCAGGAGUCCUUUAACAAUGUAAAGCAAUGGCUGGAGGAAAUCGAACGAUAUGCCUGCGAGAAUGUUAAUAAGUUGCUGGUGGGCAACAAGAGUGAUUUGACCACCAAGAAAGUUGUGGAUCAUACCACGGCUGCGGAAUAUGCAACCCAAUUAGGCAUUCCAUUCCUUGAAACUUCGGCCAAGAGCGCCACCAAUGUAGAGCAGGCCUUCAUGACGAUGGCAGCUGAGAUCAAGAACCGUGUCGGGCCGCCGUCAAGCGCUACCGACAAUGCUAGCAAAGUGAAAAUCGAUAAUGGACGUCCAGUGGAAAACACCAAAUCUGGUUGCUGCUGAAUAACUCUGAUUGUGAAUCAUUAUUAUAAAAGUAAACAAAAUUUAAACAUAAUAAAUUAAAACAAAGGAAAAAACAGCAACAUUACAAAAGCAAAAAGCAAAUCAUAAUUAUAUAUUAAUAAUUAUGACCAAGCAUAUAUAAUGAGAGUAUAAAUGAGCACUGCGAAGUAAAAUGCUAGCAUGCCCCAUUAAUACGAAAAUGAAAAUCCAAUCUGUGGACACAAUUUAAGCAAAUAAUAGGCAACCAAGAAAUCGAAAAACAAAAAACAAGUACUAUACACGUCUUUUUCAUUUCGAGUUUUCUGUUCAUAAGUAGUGCAAAGCAAAAGAAAAAAAAGGUGUAGUAAUUAAAUUAAUCUAACCUAUUGUAAGAGUUACUUACCACAGCAGCAGCGCGAACCGAACACUAUUAAAACACGUAAACAAUUGCGAAAGUAAAGAGUUAAACAAAUGAAUGAAAUACUGCGUUUAUUGUAAGCAUAGCUCCUUGGCGAGCGCCGUCACACAUAAAUACGCCCACACACACCCCCAGAAAAACAAACAAACAAAGACGGAGCCAGAAGAGAACAUAUUUAACAUCAUUGUGUAUGCUAUUAUAUUUAAAUUAAAACUUACGAACAUACAUAUUAUCCAACGGGCUCGCCACAUGUCUCUAUCAUAUUGUAAUUUUUAUGUAAAUCAAAACAAUUUUUAUUAGAAUUAACAACAAAUUACA